Chionomys nivalis (European snow vole) is the source of this 2090-nucleotide messenger RNA. RefSeq names its product HD domain containing 2 (gene Hddc2). Gene Ontology annotation, molecular function: 5'-deoxynucleotidase activity. Bases 57 to 656 code for a protein of 199 amino acids. The record is from RefSeq and is a predicted model, not a curated record. NCBI's taxonomy places the organism in Eukaryota, Metazoa, Chordata, Mammalia, Rodentia, Cricetidae. Gene Ontology annotation, cellular component: cytoplasm. The transcript is spliced from 6 exons.
CGGGGAGGAGCCGAAGGGACAGGAUCUGCUGAGGACCGGUUCUGGUGCAUUCCAGCAUGGCUUCGGCCUCCUCCGGACACGGAGCCGGCUUGUUGCGUUUUCUGCGGCUGGUGGGGCAGCUCAAGAGAGUCCCACGGACAGGCUGGGUAUACAGGAAUGUGGAAAAACCAGAGAGUGUGUCAGAUCACAUGUACCGGAUGGCGGUUAUGGCUAUGGUGACCAGAGAUGACCACCUUAACAAGGAUCGAUGUAUACGCCUCGCCCUGGUUCACGAUAUGGCAGAAUGCAUCGUUGGGGACAUAGCACCAGCAGAUAACAUUCCCAAAGAAGAAAAGCAUAGGCGAGAAGAGGAGGCUAUGAAACAGAUCACCCAGCUGCUGCCAGAGGACCUCAGGAAGGAGCUCUAUGAACUCUGGGAAGAAUAUGAGACCCAAUCUAGUGCAGAGGCCAGAUUCGUGAAGCAGCUGGACCAGUGUGAAAUGAUCCUUCAGGCAUCAGAAUAUGAAGACAUGGAGAAUAAACCUGGGAGGCUUCAAGACUUCUAUGAUUCCACAGCAGGAAAAUUCAGUCACCCUGAGAUAGUCCAGCUUGUUUCUGAACUGGAGGCAGAGAGAAAUGCCAACAUAGCCUCGGCUUCUGCAGAACCAGGCUCCUGAGUGCACCUCGCGACUCUGCUGCCCUACUUUCUUCUUUGCUUCAUGGGAACGUGUUUUUCUACUGUGGCUCUGAAGAUUUCCCAAGAUGAGAAUCUAUCUUCCAUUGUCUGGACUUGAGCAACAAGUAUGAUAUAACCCCGGUCCUAAAAGAAGCCACCAAACUGGAAGUGGUCAGGAAGAUGCCAUGGGCGAAGACUGGAAAGGAGAAUGCUUGUUUUGUGAAUUAAAUAAAUAUUAAACACUCCAGACUUUGGCUUCUGUUUUGGAUGUCUUCAACUACCUUCUUUAGGCUUGGUUAUUAGCUUAUAUUUUUGAAGAGCAGAUUAAUUGGAAGAUAGAACAUUUAGUUAUAAUUACUUUUUAAAUGUUUAUUUAUUCAUUCAUUCAUUUGGUUUUUCGAGACAGGGUUUCUCUGUGUAACAGCCCUAGCUGUCCUGGAACUCACUCUGUAGACCAGGCUGGCCUCAAACUCCCAGAGAUCCUUUUGCCUCUGCUUCCUGAGUACUGGGAUUAACGGCAUGUACAACCACUGCCCAGUUAAUUAUAAUGACUUUUCAGAACAGAUUCUUCUUCUUCGGGUGCAGCGGUGAGUUACUACUGUGUGUAGUAGUCCUGUGCCCUCACCCAGGUGAGAUGAUCUUGAGGCCAGAAUCUGUUGCUGUUUGAGAGGUGGUUUCAUUCUGGCUGGUCCAAGCCCUCCUAGACUCUUCUCCUCCCCAAGUAUUAGCAUGUGGCACCAUGCCCAUCUUGAGCCAGAUGUUUAAUUUUCUGUGUGUUAUAGAUUUUUCAAGCCUGCUCACAGUCUGUCCUCCUUCCCAGUGCAUCAUCAUCUGAGGAUGUAUUUUAGGGCAUACUAUUAUACUAUUUCCAAUGCCAGCCAGGUGGUGGUGGCGCACGCCCUUAAUCCCAGCACUCGGGAGGCAGAGGCAGAUGGAUCUCUGUGAGUUCAAGGUCAACCUGGCCUAUAAGAGCUAGUUCCAGGACAGCUAGGGCUGUUAUACAGAGAUGAUGUGGGAGUGUCAUAUAUCAAUCUGUUGAUUUCAUUGGUUAAGUAAUAAAGAAACUGCUUGGCCCUCAUAGGUUAAAACAUAGGUGGGUGGAGUAAACAAAACAGAAUGGUGGGAGGAAGAGGAAGUGAGCUCAGACACGACAGCUCUGCUCUCUGGAGCAGAGGCCAUGCUCCCCUCUCCCAGGCAGACGCCAUGAAGCAAGCUGCCAGGUCAGACAUGCUAAAUCUUUCCUGGUAAGACUGAUGCUACCCAGAUUACUAAAAAUGGGUUAGGCAAAAUAUGAAAAUUAGCCCGUAAGAGGUUAGAGCUAGUGGGCCAAGCAGUGUUUAAAAAAAUACAGUUUGUGUGUCGUUAUUUUGGGGCAUAAGCUAGCCAGACUACCAGGAGCUGGGGCGGCUGGAACACAGCCCACAGCUCCUUCAAC